AUGGCGUUGAAGCGGCUGCUGGCAUUGCUGACGGCGAGCUCCUGCCACUGCCUGGAGACGUGCUGCCAUGCCUUCCAGAACGACACCGAGCUGCGUGAAGCCGUCCGUCGAUGGCAACAGGAAGUUGAAGGACCUGGUCUGAUCUCCAAAUACGGAGACAUAGCCGACUGGGAUCUGGGAAUGGUCACCAAUAUGUCACGAUUGUUUGCUGACACCUCCUUCAACGAACCUAUAGGAAGUGGCUACGUUAAUGCACUGCCCAGUGUCACGCUAACACCGUGGCCACCAUUCUGUGGUGCCGGGACCCUGGACUGGGCACAGCCAGCCACCAGACUGGCAAACCGCCGGUUGGGUGCACUUACAAAACUACAACCUAACAUGCAGUCCAUGUUCUACCAAGCCUACCGCUUCAACCAGCCGAUCGGGUCCUGGGACACUUCGGCAGACACAGCCGUGACCUUGGGAAACCAGUUGCGGUCAGGGAAGUCAGAUACAGCAAGCCAUCGCUGGGGAAAACAGACCAGCCAAAACCGAAGCUGCAGCCAUCAAGAUAUCACUGGUUUUGUGCCCAGCGAAUGGAAUGCCCAACCAAAGUUCCUAUCCGUACAUGAGAUCAUUUCUCAGAUAAAAGCCGGAAUAGCCUUGCAAACCAACAUCACCGAAGUUUACACCAAAGAACAGUGUGCGAACCUGCGCACCCUUUGGCAUAGCUAUGGGUGCAAGGGCUCUUUGACCAUGCUGCUCACCAAGGAUGCCAAAGACACCCUGGGGGCCACGGCUACCCGUGUUCGCAUAUCCAGGGCGCAUGGCACACCGAAAAUUGAAGAAAUAGCUCUCCUUCGCUUAGGAGAUACCAACAGUGGAUUGUGGAUCUUGCCCCCAGUCAAAGUUGAUGAGGGGAAAAUCAAAACAGUCCAAAGAAGCACUGUCAGAGUCAUUGCACCUUUGGAAUUCCGAAAGCACUUCUUGGAUUCAGGCCAAGACCUACCCAGAUUGGUAGCGGCUGCCAUGGCCCAGUGGAGUGAAAAAAUAAAAGCCUCCCACCUCAUGGGUGGCAAAUGGAAUCACACGCAGGUCCAUCAACAAGACUUGCUCACAGGCUGGCUGAUUUUGCCAACAGAACAGGCUAAGGAGCUUGUUGUCAAUAGCGGUCGCCAGGGUGUUUUUGCCCAGAUCCAAGAAAACAAUACUGGACCCAGGCCCAUCCGUUGGUUUCAACGACAGAACAACGAAAAUGCCGAGACCUAUUUGCAAAGAUGUCUCAAGGAAGCUAAGCUCAGGAAAGUUGGUCUUUUUUUUCGAAAAAGCAGCACGCCACACACCAUUGGCAUGGAAAAAACAGCAGCAGAAAUAGCUGAGGGCCAAGCGGCCAACUACCUCCUCCGAGGGGCUCCAAAGGUGUGGCAGACUGAAGAGAUCGAAGAUUUUCUCAAUCAACAGAAAUGGAAAGCCGUGCAACGCAUUUCCAAAGUGAGAUAUCGAAACGAAUGGCGUUUUCAUGCCCAGCCACCUUCAGCUAUGCAGGAAAAUUACCAUUACGAUUUGGCAGAAGGCUACAUGUCAUGCAUCCCAGCUCCUGUCAGACAACGCCAGCCAACCUGGCAACAACCUGUCAGAAACACAUGGCGAGGGAAUGAGCUGGGGAAAAUUGGAAAUGAAGCCAACAAUCCUGGCGAUACCGGGGACGUCAUGGCAACUGCUCUGGAUCAGGACUCCAGUCAAGCCUCACAAAAAGAGGCUGGUAGGGAAAGAAGUCGGAGCCCAGUUCGCUCUGAGCAGCGGCAGGCUGUAGCAGAUGACCCAGAUUUGAUCCCAACAGACAUCGCGGAAUGUUUCAAAAAUGGCUGGGAAAGUCAAGAUGUUGGUGGCAAUGGAGAUUGUUUUUAUCGAAGUAUUGCUGCUUGUCAACACUGGCAAAAGCAUCAUAAGUUGAUCACUGCCGAAACUGCUGCCCUCUGCGGGGCAAAGCUUCGUGCGUCAGCUGUUUUGCACGCCCAGAAGCAUAGUAGCAGGCUCUCUAGCUGGUUUGCGCCAGAUUCCAAAGAAACCCCCGCUGAAAGGGGGUGCAAUCCGCAGGCAACGAACAUCAGUGAAUGGUGUGAACUGCAGAUGAAACAGGAAGUCUGGGCAGAUGGCCUUAACAUCCAGUCAAAGUCGGUAGCAGUGUUGAUCAGCCCAUGGCAGGGACUCAUGUUGUCCAUUCGCAGUCUUGCAUGUCGCAUGCUCCGACCGGAGACCCAACGCUUCGAAGAAGCGCAGCAGUUCCCCUUGCCCAUGAUGCCGUCCAACAUGCAGGACGACAUUCUGAGCCACUUGUGCAAGCUAGGAUGCAACAAGAAAGUUUCGUAUCCCACAGAUUCGUGCUGCCCAAACAACAUGCCUAGCAAGAGCCGCGAUGUGUCUAAGCAGGGUCGCAGAGUUGUUUGGAAGGCCAUUUUGGCCAAAGCCAACAAGCAAGCCGCAGAGGCAAAGCUGUGCACGGUCAAAGAGCAGAGAGCACAAAGGGCGGAAGCAAACAGAUUGCAGAGACAAGAUAGAGAGCGAGAAGCGGAGAUGCCAGUGCCACCAAGAGAAAACGUUUACAAGGCCUCCGUGGCGUGCGCCUUGGUGAGGCAUCACACCCAGGUCAGGCGCAUCAGCUCCGAGUCGGGGCAGCUGAUCCGCGCUGUGCUGCAUGGGGGGCAAUGGGACAUCAACGUCCUCUGUAUUUACCGGCACCACAGUGAUGCCGAUUUUGCCAUUUUGCAUGAAGCGGCGCUGAUUGUUAGCCGCCUAGGUGUUCUGUUGCUCGACACGACCGGAGUGUUCACCCAAUUGAUGCAAUUUGGUCUUCGGGAGGGCUUCAAGCCUCCAGUGCCUCCGAAAUUCCAGGUGAUGGAGACCACACCAUCGCACAGAGCUCCUUCCCUCUUGCAUUUCAAAAAUGUAAGGCAACUCCAAGAUGCACACCGCAACGAUGCACUUCAGAAAUGGCGCGCCCGAAUGCGCGAUCUCCCACAAGCUUGUCAGUGGCUCAGGAAGGAAGAAGAAUUCGCUGCAGAUGUUGACGCUUUCCUUUCGGCUUAUCAGGAUGACUUCCCUGAUCCAUUACCCACACCUAAUCUUCCGCCCAUCACAGGAGAGGACACGCUCAGGGCAGCUCGCCAAAUGCACAGAAAAGCAGCUGGCUUGGAUGGAAUUUGCCCUUCCUGGUUAGCAUUGCUGCCGUGCGAGGCACACAGGCGGCUUGCACAGAUGAUGGAUGCCUUUGAGCAACAGGGGGCGUGGCCGGAAGCCACUUGUUACUGGAAGAUCGCUGCCCUGCCAAAGAAAAGGCAUGGCACUUUGCCUUCAUUGGGUGAAGUCAGACCAAUCGCAAUCGGCUCAGCCAUCUAUCGUAUUUGGGGCAGAAUCAGAUUGGGCCAUCUGGCUCCCAUUCUAGCUCAAUAUCUGGAUCGGAACCAGUCGGGGGGCAUCGGCGGAGAGGACGUCUCCUCCCUUCUUUUGACUUUGGACAUCGAUCUUGAUCCCACAAAAUUUCCGUGCCUCAUGGCACUAGAUUUUACCAAGGCAUUUGACUCUUGCGAUUACACUUUGGCUCUGGCCGUCAUGUCCCGGCUUGGCCUUCCUGCCCGUGUGGUCAAUCUUUUGGGAGCACAAUGGCGGCGACAGAAACGUUGGAUGUCUUUUGCAGGGGUGUGUGCGCGGCUCCCUAUCCAAAAUUGCUUGGCAUUACCCCAAGGAGAUCCCUGGUCUCCCAUAGCAAUGUCACUGGUUCUCAUGCUUGCGAAGCGGCACCAAGAGAGGUUGGUUCCGGAGUCCAGAUGCUUGCUGUACCUCGAUGAUCGCACGCUUGUUGCUCCCACUCCCGGCAUCCUGGCCGCAGCUCUUAAUGCUUGGAAUGUGCUCCAUGCCCACACUCGACUCCGCACUAAUUCCAGCAAAGCCCAAGUGCUGGGGCGAAAUUGGAAGGGGUAUCUGGCGUUGCAGGCGGCUAAUCUGUCGCCGACUGCCACGGCUGAAGUGCUGGGUGUCACCAUUGGCAUCGCGCCCAGAGCUCAAUCCAAUGCUGAACUGUCCCGUGCCAAAAAAUGCAGAACGAUUGCACAGCGUAUUAGUGUUUUGCCGGUAUCCCAAAACUUCCGGGCCGGCCUUGCGGCCCUUACUCUUGCUUCCAAGAGGGUCUGGGGGCUUUUACUUAAUGGAAGAACUCCUACCAAGGGGGAAUGCAAGGCGCACACUGAGGAUUAUCGCCUUGCAGUUAAAGGAAAAUUUUUGGAUGGCAUUGCUUCCAGGCAUUUGGAAAAAGUCUUGUUGCUUGGGCACUCAUCUGACCUCCUUUACCUUUCUUGCCAGCGUCUUUUGAACGCCCUCACUAAGUGGCGUCACCACCAUCCGGGGAAUUGGUCCCACAAGCCUAGUAAUGUGAUUUCGGCUUUGAACGUUGCUCUCUCCAAGCUGGACCUUCAGUGCGACAGCUGGGGCCGCUGGUCCUGGAGUGGGGGGUGGUGGGACUCCGCAUCCCCACCUGAUUUCGCACCUCGCAUGGCACAUUGUUUUAGGCAGUUUUGGCGUGCACGUGAGGUCAAAGGGUGGCUGGCAUCUGACCGCAAUGAUGCCAAGCUGGCCCGGGCAAACAAUUUGGCUAUUUCUGAUAACCUAAUCACUAAGCUUCACCGGGCGGCCACAGAUCUGUCCGCGCAUGAGAUUGGUAUCAUGUCCGGUGCUUUGAAAACGGACGCGAAAGCGUCGUCACCACCUAUGUUUUGCCAUGAAUGUAAGAAACAUCAGUGUCCUGACACUUUCCAUGUGCUUUGGCAGUGUAGCCACUGGGACCACCUGAGACGUGUCCCUCCCAGCAGAUGUCCUUUGGUUAACAGAUUAGGCUGGGGUCCUGAAGGGGUCGACCUUGUUCGUGUGAAACAAUGCGCGCAUAUCCGGGAGCAAUUGUGCAAAGUCCAAGCCGGACGCAACUACUCCCGUCCUGAGCCUUUUGACAUGGGCCAGAUCAAUUUGGAUCCUCACAUUGCUGGUGGGGAGGGCGUGCUUGCCCUUCCUGUGGUGUAG
Cladocopium goreaui is the source of this 5046-nucleotide messenger RNA. The record is from the annotation of a GenBank genome assembly. Lineage: Eukaryota; Dinophyceae; Suessiales; Symbiodiniaceae.